AUGGUGGAACAAAUUCACAAGAGAAGACAACCAGUCCCCUCCGUGGAUGCAGUAUACUACAUCCAACCAACAAAAAAAAAUCUUCAUUUCAUAUUGGCUGACAUGGCUGGAAAAGCGCCUCUAUAUAAAGAAGCUUAUGUCUUCUUCAGUUCAUCUGUUUCAAAAGAAUUGGUUGCUGACAUAAAAAAGGAGCCAAGUAUAAAGUCUCGCUUACGUGGCAUGAAAGAGUGUUUUAUCACUAAUCAUGGGAGCGCGUUGGAAGAACUUUAUGGGGAUGAAGAAUUUUCCCGAAAAGGAGAUGAAUGUGUAACUGCCAUGGCCAAUCGUAUUGCAACUGUAUUUGCUUCAAUGUUGGAGUUCCCAUUUGUGCGUUACAGAGCUGCCAAAUCACUUGACCCCAAAACAAUGUCAAAAUUUUGUAAUCUAAUCCCUACAAAACUUGCUGUUGCUGUUUGGAAUAAUCUUAUGAAAUAUAAAACUCUCAACCACUUCCCACAAACUGAAACAUGUCAUUUGCUCAUUUCUAUGUAA
Messenger RNA from Lactuca virosa, 531 nucleotides. The record is from the annotation of a GenBank genome assembly. Lineage: Eukaryota; Viridiplantae; Streptophyta; Magnoliopsida; Asterales; Asteraceae.